AUGUUUGUUACAGUGAGGCCCAAAUCGGUGAGAAUUCUUGGCAACGAUGGCGUGUCGAUCAAGAAUUCUUCAGUGAUUGGCCCGAAGGACGAAGGCACCGAAAUCGAUUUAAUUUGCGAGGCGAUAGGCGGAAAGCCCACACCGAAAGUGAAAUGGUACAACGGAACCAAGGAAAUAACUAGAGAAAAUGAACCCUCCCCUUCCUGCUACAAGAAGCCACUUAAAGCAUUAUCAAUGUAA
Molecule: messenger RNA, 240 nt
Organism: Brassicogethes aeneus
Lineage: Eukaryota; Metazoa; Arthropoda; Insecta; Coleoptera; Nitidulidae
Source: the annotation of a GenBank genome assembly